AUGAGGAUUCGGAAGAACACGGAGCUCUCAUCGAUACUUUUAGCGACUGCAGGCAUCGGCGGAGAAAAACUGGAGACAUAUGUCUGUCACCUUAACCAGUCUCCGUGGGAUGUGACGAUUCCCGUGGCUUUCUCCGGCGACCGGGUUGGUGCCGCCGAGUUCAGUAACCUGCCCGACUCGUCGUGGUUCGUCCCUUCCCCAACGUCUUCUCCUCCGCCUCUCAUUCAUCAGUUGGACAAAGAAGACAGCUCCGAUGGGAAUGAGAGCUUGGGCAAUUCUAAUGGAGCUGCUCAGAGGUUAAAUUGCUCCAUGGAAAACAAUCACAGCGUCGAGACACUUAAUCUCCUUGCGGCGAUGGACGAUUACGAGAGAUCGCCUGACGUUGAAGAUCCAAUGGAUCGGAGCGAUGACAGCGACAAGAAAUCCGAAUCCGUCGAGCCUAAUUCGCCGGUAAAAACCUCCGGCGACGAGGAACAAGUGGCUGUUUCGGUGCCUGCGCCGCCCAAACGCGGGCGGCCACGUGGUAGUGGCAAGAAAGCUCAAGCACACACCGCGACGAAUAAUCCUUACGAGUUUUACUAUUACUCUGGUUUCGGGCCACGGUGGGGGAGAAAAAGAGGCGGCAACGGCGACGAGGAGAUGGUUAACCUCAAGAGCUGCGAGAAUAAUAUGAUUAUGAGCCAGAAGAGUAGUAGUAGUAGUAAUGGUGGUGAAGAGAGUGAUAAAACGGCGGCGUUUGGAGAUGGGAGUAAUAGUUUUGAUGGGUUUGAUUAUAUGGAAGAGGAUUUCGAGGUGGUGGACCAAGACAGUGAUCAUGCGACUGAGAAGAAGAAGAAGAAGAAGAAAAACGAUACGGUGAUGAAGAAGAGAGGUCGGAAACCCGUAAAGGAAAGGUCUUUGAAGUCCCUCAUGUGA
This is a messenger RNA of Microthlaspi erraticum, 915 nucleotides long. NCBI's taxonomy places the organism in Eukaryota, Viridiplantae, Streptophyta, Magnoliopsida, Brassicales, Brassicaceae. The record is from the annotation of a GenBank genome assembly.